Daucus carota subsp. sativus is the source of this 3771-nucleotide messenger RNA. Its product is annotated as probable leucine-rich repeat receptor-like serine/threonine-protein kinase At3g14840. NCBI's taxonomy places the organism in Eukaryota, Viridiplantae, Streptophyta, Magnoliopsida, Apiales, Apiaceae. Gene Ontology annotation, molecular function: protein binding; ATP binding; protein kinase activity. Gene Ontology annotation, biological process: protein phosphorylation. The transcript has 24 exons. The coding region runs from base 10 to 3018 and encodes 1002 amino acids. The record is from RefSeq and is a predicted model, not a curated record.
GGAACAACAAUGAUCAUGUUCCAGCAUAUCACAUUCUGGGAAGAAAACAUAGCUCUAGCUAGUAAAACUCCUCCAUCUCUCGACCUACUCUUACAUAAAUGCAGUACUUUUCCACUUGUCUGCAUUCUCAUAUUGUUUACCAGGGGGCCAAGGAAUUUUAGUACAAACAGAAAAAUGAUGGCAGAAGCUUUUGAUAACCGAAACUCUGGGUUUAUUCUUACACUUGUUCUUUUCAUCUUAGCAGGUUUUGUUGAAGCACAAAGUGGCUACCUUCCACAGGAGGAAGUGAAUGCACUUGGUGAAAUAGCCGAUCAACUUGGGAAAAAGGACUGGAACUUGAGCGUUAACUCUUGCAAUCAAAACAACUCAAAUUUCUUUAAGUGGAAUGCAACAAAUUUACCUGAAGGGUCAAAGUAUAACAAUUCUGUUCUCUGCAAUUGCUCCAACCCAAUUGGAAUAUGUCACAUCCAAAGCAUGUUCCUCAAAGGGCAGGAUCUUGAUGGUAUACUUCCACCAUCCAUAGCAAAGUUGCCUCACAUAAAACAGAUUGAUUUUACUCGCAACUACCUUCAUGGCACAAUACCCCGUGAAUGGGCUACAACAAAGCUAGAAUCUCUGGCUGUCACAGUGAACCGUUUAUCAGGACCAAUUCCAGAAUACUUGGGAAAUAUUUCCACUCUCACAAAUGUGAGCCUUGACAACAACAUGUUCACCGGAAGUAUUCCACCAGAGCUCGGGAGACUAGUAAAUUUAAAGAGCCUCCAUCUUGAUGCUAACUAUCUUAAUGGACAUUUACCUCUGGAGCUUAAUAACCUAAUCAACUUGCAAGAUAUUAGACUAAGCAACAACAACUUCACCGGAAACUUACCUGAUUUUCAAAUGUGGAAAAAUCUCAAUAAGAUAGAUAUUCAAGCUGGUGGGUUCGAGGGACCUUUACCGUCUAGCUUUUCCCUCAUAAGCAAUUUAACAGAUUUAUUAAUCAGCAAUUUGAAUGGAGGGGCAUCAGAAUUUCCUCAGCUAGAAAGGAUGGUGCAAUUGAAGAAUUUAGUGCUCAGGAGCUGCAAUAUAUCCGGGGAAAUACCUAAAUAUCUAUCACAAUUGACAAAACUGCAGAGAAUAGAUCUAAGCUUUAACAAGUUGGAAGGAGAGCUGCAAACUGAUCUGAGUGGCCUAGAAUCCCUCCGGAUACUGUAUCUCACAAACAACUCUCUUACUGGAAAGAUCCCCGAGUGGAUUAAAAGCAAAGGUCCCAAAGGCCAAGUAGAUCUAUCGUACAACAAUUUUUCUUUUGAGCCACAAACUUGCAGGGAUUCAGUAAACUUGUUCAGAAGCUGCGAAAAUAACUUAGAACAUAACAAUUGCCUCGGAAGCCCUUCAUGUUCAAAGGAUCUGUACGCGGUGCAUAUUAAUUGUGGGGGAAACCAAGUUACAAUUGGCAAUAGAACUUUUGAAGCGGAUGAAGAUUUAUCAGGUCAAGCAAAAUAUUAUUAUCUGCAAGGACACUGGGGAUAUAGUAGUACAGGAUUCUUUUAUAAGAUUGAUGAAUCCUUAAGUCUCUAUACAGCGAAAAAUAAUUCUAUUCUUAGAAUGAAUGACUCUGAAUUGUACACAAGCGCCCGUCUGUCUCCAUUGUCACUCACUUACUAUGGCCGUUGUUUAGCAAAUGGAAACUACACAGUGACACUACACUUCGCUGAGAUAGUGUUCAGAGAUAAUAGUUCUUAUCAGAGUCUUGGAAGACGAGUGUUUGACAUUUAUGUCCAGGAUGAACUGAGGCUCAAGGAUUAUGAUAUUGAACAUGAAGCACAUGGAGUUGACAAGGCAGUAAAGCCUAAAAUUAAAGCUGUUGUAAUGGAUAAAACACUACAAGUUCGCUUUGUUUACAGUGGGAAAGGGACAACAGCAGUACCUGUUAGAGGAACCUAUGGCCCUCUGAUAUCAGCUAUUUCUAUGGAAUCAGAUAAUCCACCUCAAGAUUCAAGUGCUUCUCACAGGAAACAAAAGAUCAUCAUUUCGGUCUCAGUUGUGGUUUUGGGAUUAUUUCUUCUUUUCACUUCUCUUGGUAUUGCUUGGUGGCAGGGCUACAUAGGAAAUCGAAUAUUAAAGGAAGAAGUGCUGAGAGGAUUAGACCUGCAGACUGGAGUAUUUACCUUUCAACAAAUUAAAGCUGCCACGGAUAACUUUGCUGCUGCAAACAAAAUUGGAGAGGGUGGUUUUGGAUCUGUUUACAAGGGAGUACUAUUGGAUGGUACUAUAAUUGCUGUCAAACAACUUUCAUCGAAAUCAAAUCAAGGGUCUCGUGAAUUUGUCAAUGAAAUUGGAAUGAUAUCUGGUUUAGGACACCCAAAUCUAGUAAGAUUGCAUGGAUGUUGUACUGAGCACAAGCAAUUACUGCUGGUGUAUGAGUUCAUGGAAAAUAACAGUCUUGCCCGGGCUCUGUUUGGUCCAGGAAACUCACGACUGGAUCUAGACUGGCCUACUAGGCAAAAGAUUUGCAUUGGUAUAGCAAGAGGCCUGGUUUAUCUGCACGAGGAGUCAAUUCUUAAAAUUGUGCAUAGAGACAUCAAAGCUAACAACAUUCUUCUGGAUAAAGAUCUUAACCCGAAAAUCUCAGACUUUGGUUUGGCCAAGCUUGACGAGAAAGAGAAAACUCAUAUUACAACUAGAGUUGCUGGUACAAUUGGGUAUAUGGCCCCCGAAUAUGCGCUGUGGGGUUUCUUGACAGAUAAAGCAGAUGUAUACAGUUUUGGAAUUGUUGCACUUGAAAUUGUUGCUGGCAAGAAGAACACCAAGUAUCAUUCAGAUGAUAACUACAUCUGUCUUCUUGACUGGGCAUGUAACUUGAAAGAAAAUGGGAAUCUGAUGGAGCUAAUUGAUCCAAGGUUGGGUUCAGAAUACAACAUCGAAGAGGCUAUUAGAAUGAUCAAAGUGGCUCUACUAUGCACUAAUACAACUCCUGCACUUAGGCCAACUAUGUCUUGUGUAGUGAGCAUGCUUAGUGGUGAUAUCAGUAUUUAGAGAUAAAGAUAAAUCAAGAUAUGCAUGGGGGUGAUUUUUACAAGAUCCAAGGGAUCAGAGACAACUACAGUCAGGCUAGAGAAGGAAGCUCAAGUUGUUACUCUUAUUCAGCAACCUUGGUGACAUGUGAUGAUAAUAUUAAUAUAGAUUAUGGUUCUCCAUCCACAUCAUUUUAAUUGCAAGAGCAAUAAGUUACAUAUAUGCAUAUCCUUAUUCUAUAUGCAUGUUGUUUAUUCAAAUAGGCAAGUGUCAACCAUAUUUACAUAUAAAUUACUCAAAAAACAAAGAUUUGGGGGGGGGGGGGGGGGUCUCUGGCAUUUUCUUCAAUGUAACGGUGGAAGUUAACGAGGAGGAGGGGGAGCCGGCCAUCCUUUAGGAAGCGGGCAACCACAGUCAUAUUUACAAUAAUCCACCGGUAAGUCAUCUUGCUCCGCGCACCGCUGAUGGCACUCGGUGAAGCAGGGACCUUCUAUAGCCAUUAUAACAUCAAAUGAUGUUACCAACACAAGCAGGGACAAGGCUAAGCCUGCAACAACAAUUUUAUUAUCAGAAUAAGCCAUUAUAGAAUAUCAAGUAUAUAUGUUUUUAUUGCACCACUAGUUAAUCUAUAUAUACUUGUUCCACUUCAACCAAACCCGCUCAUUCUUCAGAUUUCAACGCCUCCAAUUUAGGCUGCUUGUGAGGAUACCAUACAAAAUUCCUAAACCAAAUGUCUAGUUUAUCAUUCUGCAUAUAUAUAGCUAAUAUUUGUGA